AUGAGACCAUCCUUUCAAGACCCGGGAGUCUCCUCUUCCCAGCAAGAUCAACGCAUUAUUCAACAAAGCUUCCCCUUGCAACAACACAACAUCCCAUCGCAUGGCCAUCAUCAGCUUCCUACCGUCUAUUCUGCAUCUUUACCCACUCCCUCCGGGAGUAUCGUGCCUCGCAAAGGACAACAACCUCACGCAACCCCCGACCAUUCGCGAACCGCGCAAGACGACUAUCGACACCAAUCAAUUGCCCGCAACUACGAAUUGGGAGCUUCCUCGGUCGAAAAGGAACCCUCCUUCGUCGCAGAAGAGCUUCGUACACCUCACACGACAACCAUAACGUCCGUUCCAAUGAGUGGGAAGAAGCGCAGUGCCUCUACAGAGGAGGGUCCUAUAAUGAAAGGCAAGAAACAAUCAAGCGCAGGCCGGUCAAAAAGUCCUGGCAAGUACUCGGAGCAGGUCAAGAAGGGGUUGGCGGCUAGCAGCAGGACAAACCAGGCGUGUGAUCGAUGCAAGGUCCGGAAAACAAAAUGCGAUUCGCUUCCUGGAGGAUGUUCCGAAUGUCUGUCGAAAGGCGAGGAGUGUAUUACCACUGACAAAGUCUCCGGCCGUCCAAUGCACCGCGGAUAUGUUGAGGGUCUGGAGCAUGAAGUUGCAGUUUUGAAAGCACAGUUGAAAGCGCAUGGGAUUCGGGAAGAUGGUCGGUUGACUUCUGUUGACCAAACCAUCAGUCGUCCCACGCCUGAUCGCAAUGGAACGUCAGACUCCCCUCAAACCUCGAACUCUAUCAGUCCUUCGCAGACAUUACCACACGAAAGCCCGUCCUGUGAAGUGGAACGCACACCAGACAAUUACUUGGGAGUUGCCUUAGCAAGCUCUCGGCUCAGCUCCAUCAAUGGCACAGCGCUGUCCAUUCUGGGUAUGAAGAUAGACAUUGCUGAUUUCGAGUCGCUUGACAUGGAUGAGCCAAGUUCGUCCGGAUUCAACCCAAGAUUAUACAACAAAUCAUAUCAGUCGUUCCUCCAGACAGCUCUCAACGUCAACGAGAACAUGGAAGAACCCCCUCUGCCACUUAGAGAUGAAGCCUUUAUCAGAAUCGAAUGGUACUUCCGAAUGAUCAACCCUUACAUACCCUUUCUCCACAAACCGACUUUCGUGGCCUUGUUAAACCGUCGGUUUGACGACCCAAACUUCAAACCUCGAGUGGCUGAAAAUGUCAUGAUGCAUAUGGCAUUCGCUAUUAUGUACUUUCAAGAAGCGUGCCGAAACAGAACGGACGAUGGCAUCUUUGAGAAGCGACAACAAGAUCUAUCCAAUCAACAUUACCAUUAUUCGCUCAGUCAGUAUUACCACCUGUCUUGUAGCCACGGAGUCCAAGAUAUACAAGCAUUGACAAUGAUCUGUUCUCACCUGAGAAACUUCCCGAAGCCUGGAGCCAGCUGGAUUUUAACGCAGCACACCCUCUCACGUGCAUUGGAAUUCAAUUUGCACCGGUCUGCGAAAAGCUGUACAUUCGAGGAACCCUUGACGACUUUGGAUAUCGAGAUGAGGAAGCGUAUCUUUUGGUCCCUAUUGACCAUCCACGUUACCCUAAGUGGGAAGCUUGGACGGCCAAUGUCGCUCCGCAUGGAAGAUUAUGAUAUUGAAAUCCCCGACCCGAUUAGCGACGAACAGCUCAUUCAGGACGGUACCAACGGAUUGUCGCAGGCAAAAUGCCUGCACAAGGUGGGCAUCCAUGCUUUUCAGAUUGUCCCUCUGUAUAUGGAGCUAUACAGUACAAUUUACGCCGUUCGUCGUCGACCCGACAAGUACGUCCUCACCGUCAAUGCACUAGAGGCAAAAAUACAAGCAUGGGAAGAUGCGCUAUCGCCUGAAUUAGUCAACGGGAAGGAGCAGGAAGAUCGAGUAUUUACAUUGUACUCGCAGGUCUGGGCAGAUGAAUUUCGUUUGCUUCUUCGUCAUCCGUCAAUGUCAAUGACCAAUGACGAGACCUUCAAUGCGGAAAGCCUAAAAACUUGUGCCAAGUCCGCGCGGAAGAUGCUGGGAGCCGUGAAGAAAUUAAAGAAAUACAAUUGCCUUGACACGACCUGGUAUAACACUGCCGUUUAUGUCAUGGCUUUAACAACUACUCUUUUCGUUGAAUAUGAAAGACGAGAUACAAUCUCUCGUCUGGAGGUCGAAUCUCUGAAGGCAGACAUGGGGGCUUGGCUGGAGAUCUUGGGUAGUGUUGGGCAGCUGCUAGGUUCGGGUUUCCGGCUUCGUGACGCCGUGAGGGAAGUGAUAAUGGGGCCUUUGACCAAGCUGGACCUGAGUUUAGCAGGCCGGGAUGCAUCUAGAAACAGGCCGCUGAAUGACUUCAAUUCUAUGCCUGCCCGGUCGGAGUCCACUUCUAGAAUCUCCUUGGAUAGUGGAUCUGUCAAUGCCAUCAACACCAAGACCAUUGACUAUUCCCACCAAAGCACCCCUCAAUUCGAAACAACCAGCAGCACUUCGGCUGGAUAUGCGCCGUUGACUGUACCAUUACAACAGCACCAAGAUCCAUAUCCGCAAUCAACUCAAUAUCAACCAUACACAGAGGCUUCUGGAACCUUGCCACACUCGUCAUAUCCUCCGCAAAGUAACCACAAUUUCAUAUCUAAUACCAAAGUCGAGGAUGCCUCUGACUUGGUACGAUUCGCUCGCCAGGCCAAUCAAGCCGCUGCGCAGACGCCUCUAAUGGCCCAUGAUGCUUUUCAGCGGCGAGAUAAUAUUGCUCACUACGCUGGACCACAAGCAUGGAGUGUCUAUACUGCGGAAGCUGUCGAUAAUUUUGGAAUGAGCGAGCCGUUCUCUGUCAAUAGCCUUGUCCAGCUCGGGCCCAAUGACAUGAACACUGGUGGGAUGGGAAUCAUCCAUCAGAAUAUGCAUACACCAACGUCCGGUCCCAUGGAUCAUGGUCAAUUUACUGGAGAUCUGUCAUCAAUUUCAUCUUGGCCGCAGGCGGUCUUUAACAUGCUCCCAAAUCAAAAUUAA
Messenger RNA from Glarea lozoyensis ATCC 20868, 3006 nucleotides. RefSeq names its product Zn2/Cys6 DNA-binding protein. The record is from RefSeq and is a predicted model, not a curated record. Gene Ontology annotation, biological process: regulation of DNA-templated transcription; DNA-templated transcription. Gene Ontology annotation, molecular function: DNA binding; zinc ion binding; DNA-binding transcription factor activity, RNA polymerase II-specific. The transcript is spliced from 4 exons. Bases 1 to 3006 code for a protein of 1001 amino acids. Lineage: Eukaryota; Fungi; Ascomycota; Leotiomycetes; Helotiales; Helotiaceae.